AUGAAAGAUUCACAGGCGUCGUCUCUCUCACGUAACCUAGAUCAUGCCACCGAAAACUCCACAGAAACGUUUCCUCUUAAACUCAUCUUCAAGAUACUCUUGGGACUUCCGGCGAAAUCACUCGUAAGAUUCAAAUCCGUGUCGAAGCAGUGGCACUCUAUCAUCCAAAGCAGAAAAUUCUCCGACGCGUUUCUGGCUCAGUUAUCAAGGACCCGGCCUCGUCUCCUCAGCCCCUGCCCCCUGAACACGACCAACAAAACGACGACGACAACUCCUCCACAGUUGUCGCACGACAUGACGAUCUCAGAUCUCCGCUACCGCAACAUAGAUGAUGAAGGAAUAUAA
Molecule: messenger RNA, 345 nt
Organism: Microthlaspi erraticum
Lineage: Eukaryota; Viridiplantae; Streptophyta; Magnoliopsida; Brassicales; Brassicaceae
Source: the annotation of a GenBank genome assembly